Messenger RNA from Schizophyllum commune H4-8, 4281 nucleotides. Its product is annotated as Pkinase-domain-containing protein. The transcript is spliced from 4 exons. The record is from RefSeq and is a predicted model, not a curated record. Bases 85 to 3801 code for a protein of 1238 amino acids. Gene Ontology annotation, biological process: protein phosphorylation; intracellular signal transduction. NCBI's taxonomy places the organism in Eukaryota, Fungi, Basidiomycota, Agaricomycetes, Agaricales, Schizophyllaceae. Gene Ontology annotation, molecular function: ATP binding; protein serine/threonine kinase activity. Gene Ontology annotation, cellular component: cytoplasm.
CCUGACCGUCACCUCUUUUGUGCCUCUCGUCUAUAUUCACUCUCGAGGAAUUAGCCUCUGCCUCUCCUUACUCUCUCUUAUGCCAUGUCCUCUAUGAAAACGCACCGACCUACCGGCUCGACAAGUCAGAACCACAAAGCGCAGCUGGCGAACGCGUAUAAUGAGCUCGGGAAGGAGCUUUCUUCGAGCAAGAUCAGAGUUGUGGGGAACUACACCCUGGGCAGGGUGAUUGGGGAGGGCGCGUACGGGAAGGUGCGGAUGGGAACGCACCGGCUCACGCAGGCGCGCGUCGCUAUCAAGCAAAUACCCAAGGCCGUCUCUGCGACCCUCACGCGCGAGAUCCAUCACCACCGUCAGCUGCACCACCCUCACAUUACCCAGAUGUUCGAGGUUAUCGCGACAGAGAACCACAUCUGGAUCGUCACCGAGCUCUGUUGCGGCGGCGAGCUCUUCGACUACCUGGCUGAGAAAGGGCGCCUAGAGGAGAACGAAGCCCGCAUCAUAUUCGGCCAGCUGUGUCUGGCAGUUGCCUACCUCCACGAGAAGGGCAUUGUGCAUCGCGAUCUCAAGCUGGAGAACGUGCUGCUAGACGAGCGCUGCCGUGUCAAGCUCGGCGAUUUCGGUUUCACGCGCGAGUUCGAGCGCGGCAACCUCAUGGAGACCUUCUGCGGCACGACGGGAUAUGCAUCGCCAGAGAUGCUGCAGGGGAGGAAGUACCAAGGGCCAGAGGUUGAUGUCUGGUCGCUCGGCAUCAUACUGUACACCCUGCUUACAGGCACUCUUCCCUUCGACGACGAUGACGAGGGGGUGAUGCGCGACAUGAUCAUCCGCGGCGAGUUCGAGGACCCCGCGUGGCUGUCGUUAGAGGCGCGCGAUCUGAUCAAGAACGUUCUGCAGCAGGAUCCCACGAAGCGGCUCACCAUCCCCCAGAUCCUCGCACACCCGUGGUUUACUGCCAAGGAUCUGACGUUCCAGCCCGACCUCCCCGAUCGCCCUCCCACGCCCGAGCAACGUGUGGAGGAAGCGGCGUCGCUUACGGACUCGAAUCCCCCUUCCGACGCUUCUGUCUCCUCCUUCCAAUCGGCAUCCUCAGAGAUCAAUACUCCCGCGCCCACGACUCCUGACGACAGCACGACCUCUGACGACCCCUUCCGUGUUGAGCACCCGAACGGCAGCCAGACUACUAUCAAGGACGCAAAUAGCGGCCCCAGGGUGCCAUUCAAGUCCAAUGGUGUUCGACAUCCCGAGACAGUAUUCGAAGAGGAUGACGACCUCGAUCAGAAUGCUGUACCACCAGCGCCUCUCGACUUUCCCCAACGGUCCAACUCUACGAGUUCGCGGCCAGCUCAUACAGCCCGCACACCAGCGCGAACCAAGCGGCGGUCGGUCUCGUCCCAGCUGUCCGACCCGGGCAACAUAGUGGGGGACAGCUUUGCGGACGAUUCUAUGGCGUCUACGUUGCCUAUCCCCAUGACGCUCGACAAGCCGGUUGACUUCACCAAUCUGUUAACCACGCCCGCACCCAUCAUCUUCUCGACACAGCUUGAGCGCGAUCUGCUCAACAGCCUCAGCAUGCUGGGCUUCGACACGGGCCAGAUGGUGCAUUCGGUGCUCAGUGACGCGUGCGAUGCCGCUGGCGCCGUCUGGUGGAUGCUUAAGCGCAAAGCUGAAAAGAAGGUGCUCGAGGAGACGCGCCAGGAGGAGGCGAAGGACGAAGAGAAGAUCGCGGAAGAUAAGGCCAUCCCGGAAACCACUUCGCCACGUCCGAGGUCGCACCACCGCCGUCAUAAGCACAGGAACGCGGGCACUCAGACCGAUCCUGCGCUUACGCCUCUUCGAGCGAUGCCGCAGUUUUCCUUCGUGCCACCUACACCCACCUUUGCGCGUCCGUCGACGCCGCCGCAGUCGGGUACGCCUACACAGUCGCCUUUCCUAUCUCCAUCGACGACGACCAUUGACGCUUCCAUUGCAUCGACUACCGAAGCGUCCACACGCUCCAAUCCCAACACCCCGUCGAAUAGCAUCAAGGACAAGGAUACGCGUGCGCGGAAGGCGCGGUCGGGCAGCGUUAGCAUCAUGCAGCGGGCGACGACAGCGCUUGAGGCGGCCGGCCUAGUGCGGAAGAAGAGCAACGAAGCUGUCCGAGAGGCACGCGAGCAAGCGGCAGCGAAGGAGCAUACCGAGCGCAAGGUGCCAGAGAGGAAGGGAAGUACAGGACCCGAGCGCAAGGGCAGUACGGGGUCUAUCGCAGAGGAUGCCGCGCGGUCGUCGCACGGAAGCGGGUCGUCGCGUCUGACGAAGAGCCCACCGCCCAGGUUACAGUCGCCCUCCACCCCGCCGCCGUCUGAACACGCUCAGAUCAUCGGCUCGCCGUGGGUACUCACGAACAAGGAGAGCGCCCAACAGAACCAUGAGUACAUACCACCUCCGACACCGUCGAACACCCCAGGGGAAGGCCCGCUCAGCGCAACCUCAAGUCCGACUUACGGUGCUGGGAAUCCGCGGCGCAAUCGGGCCAAUAUACUCUCGGCUUUCCGCCUAUGGUUCAAUGAGGAGAGGAAGGGCAAGCGCAAGGAGGAUGCUCGGCCGUAUGGGCGCCCCGUGCCUUCGCCCGGCGUCGGGUACAGUACGACAACCGCCAAGCGCCGGGGCAGCAGCACUAAAGGUGGUACCCGCCGAGGCACUCAUCGCCCUCAGCGCCCAUCCGUCUCCUCUCGGCGUUCCAGCAGCGUCAACUCGCGGCGAAGCUCGAUCGCCUCGGUGCAGAUGAUCAUGCUCGACUCGCCCCAGCCCGUCAACCCGUCCACGUCCGGCGGCAGGCGCUCCUUCGGCGCGCACACGCCCAACUCGGAGCUCGGGGACUACCCGUCCCGCCCGUCGUCCGUGCGGAGCUUUAGCAUGCACCAACAUCACCGUAAGUCUACCUCCGCGGGCUCGACGGGCUCGCACUACCGAACUGCAUCGCCGAUGAAAUACCAUCACCGCGCAGGUUCGAACUCGUCGACGACGCGCGUCGUGCGCCAGCCGCGUCCGCCGCAUGCGCGCUCGAACUCAGCGACGUCGUCCAUCCACUCGCCACCGUCGUCGCGGCCGGCGUCGUAUUACGAACCCAGCGAAAGCGAGGACUACGGUCGGACGGCGUCACCCUACAAGCACAAGCGCCGGAGCGAGUCUCGGAGCAGCGGCUCGACUUUCGUGGCCUCCAAGCGUAGUCCGUUUGCGGUGUACGGCGGGGGCACACUGGGGCGCAGCAGCUGGAAGAAGUCGUGGGGUCUCGAGCCGCCGGGCUGGCAGUCGCGCUCUGCCCAUCUACCCAUCGAGGUCCUUGCCAUCUCGCCGGCUGAGGGCACCUCCAUUCGAGACGUCUUCUCCGGCGGUCGGACGUCGCUGAACAUGGGCGAUGAGAGCGACUGGGUCGAUGAGGAUGACGAUGUGCCUGCGUUUGCCGGUGGUCUCGGGCAGAUGGGCACCUCAUCGUCGGGAGGCUUUGUUGGUGGGAGCGCUUUCAAUGCGUCGGCGAAUGGAUUCAGCUCGUCGCCGAGUCCAUUUGGGAGCGCGAGUGUGGAAAGUGUCAAUGUGCCUUCUCGGGGCCAUCGUGCGACGUCGGCAAGCAAGCGCGUGCGCAGCUCGUCGGGCGGGCGAUCGAAGUCGAGCCAGUCACCGAGCGAGCGAGUGUCGCCGUUGCCAUCCGAGACAAACUUCGAGCCUACGGAACGCGCAGGUCGCCGGCAGCUCCCCGCGCGCUCCGGCGCCGCGUUCAAGCAGGCGAUCCAGGAAGAGGACGAAGAGGAGGAGGAGUAAACGAUGGCGUGCGAGGGAUCGAACGACGGCGCUGGCGGCUUGGUUCAGACUACGGAGGACAUCAUUCUUCUUGUCCAUAUUCAUCUUUGGUUACGUGUGCGUGCGUUUCCCCACUUAUACGCGCGUGUUCGCUGUUCAUAUCUCUGUCCUAUAUCCCCCCUUUUACAGACAGACUCCGCUAUCCUAUUCUUUGUGUGCCAUUCUACUAUGUUGCGCAGUUUCUAGUGUUGUUUUCUCCUCCCCACUGGCUGGAAUUGGAACCGGUCUCUGACUCAUGACGGGUCGUCUUUACGACGCCCAGCAUCAUCGCGCGUACUCGUGCUACACUUGUAUAUAGCUUCGAGUACACCUACAUAUCCCCACAUGAAUGGACUUGUCGCAUAUGGACGUCGCUUCCGAAGACCGUGAAUCAUUUUUCGCGCGAGCUUGGUUUGGAGGAAUUCCUUCAUCAUGAAGCUCAAGGAAGUUUCUUGCCAACGA